Oldenlandia corymbosa var. corymbosa is the source of this 570-nucleotide messenger RNA. The record is from the annotation of a GenBank genome assembly. Lineage: Eukaryota; Viridiplantae; Streptophyta; Magnoliopsida; Gentianales; Rubiaceae.
AUGGGAGACGAGAGGGUGAAGAAUGAAGCGAUGGAGAUAAUGGGAGUGUUUCAGGUGCUUCCUCGCCUUGUCGUCUUCGACCUUGAUUACACCCUUUGGCCUUUCUACUGUGAAUGUCGCUCCAAACGUGAAAUGCCAUCCAUGUACCCACAUGCCAAAGGUAUUUUGCAUGCGCUUAAGGACAAGGGUAUUGAUGUUGCUGUUGCCUCGAGAUCACCGACAGCUGAUAUAGCCAACACAUUCCUUGACAAAUUGGGGAUCUCAUCUAUGUUUGUUGUAAAGGAAAUAUUCUCCAGCUGGACUCAUAAAACUGAUCACUUCCAAAGAAUAAAUCGGAGGACUGGUGUGCCAUACAAUGCAAUGCUCUUUUUUGAUGACGAAAAUCGGAAUAUAGAAGCAGUCUCAAAGAUGGGAGCUACAAGCAUACUGGUGCGCAAGGGGGUUAAUCUUGGAGCUUUCAGGGAGGGACUCACCAAGUUUUCUCAAAAUUUUGCUUCUGUAGAACGGAACAAGAAGAAAUGGAGAAAAUUUUCACAGAAACCAGAAUCAUCUGAGAACGAGGAGGAAUGA